Molecule: messenger RNA, 2228 nt
Organism: Lecanosticta acicola
Lineage: Eukaryota; Fungi; Ascomycota; Dothideomycetes; Mycosphaerellales; Mycosphaerellaceae
Source: the annotation of a GenBank genome assembly
AUGAAUAUGGGAGGCGAGCCUGAGAAGCCAGCUCUCGAACAAUACGGUAUCGAUCUCACGGCAAAAGCCAAAGAUGGCAAGCUUGAUCCAGUCAUUGGAAGAGACGGAGAGAUUCACCGAACAAUCCAAAUUCUGUCAAGACGUACGAAGAAUAACCCUGUAUUAAUUGGAAACGCGGGUUGCGGAAAAACGGCCAUUGUUGAGGGCCUUGCGCAAAGGAUUGUGAAGGGGGACGUCCCUGAAAGCGUAAAAGAAAAGCGCGUUAUCAGCUUGGAUCUCGGAUCCUUGAUUGCUGGCGCGAAAUUUAGAGGUGACUUUGAAGAGCGCCUCAAGUCGGUAUUGAAGGAGGUAGAGGAGGCAAAGGGAGGGGUGAUUCUGUUCAUCGACGAACUGCAUACGUUGUUAGGGUUGGGCAAAGCUGAGGGCAGCAUCGACGCCAGCAACCUCUUGAAACCAGCUCUAUCUCGCGGAGAGUUGCAGUGCUGCGGAGCUACAACUCUGAACGAAUACCGCCAGAUCGAGAAGGAUGUUGCUCUUGCACGACGAUUUCAACCCAUUCUGGUCGGCGAACCAACAGUGCAGGACACAAUCUCUAUCCUACGAGGAAUCAAGGACAAGUAUGAAGUACACCAUGGAGUGCGGAUCACGGACGGUGCACUGGUUGCAGCAGCCGCGUACAGCAAUCGCUACAUCACGGAUAGAUUUCUGCCGGACAAGGCGAUUGACCUGGUCGAUGAGGCUGCGUCUGCGCUGAGGCUGCAGCAAGAAAGCAAGCCUGAUGCCAUCCGAGAGCUGGAUCGGGCUAUUACCCAGCUGCAGAUCGAGCUCGAAAGCCUGCGCAAAGAAAACGACAUAGCCAGCAAGGAACGUCGGGAGCAACUUGAAAAGACGCUGACCUUGAAGCAAGAUGAACUUGGUGCUCUGACUGAGAAGUGGGAGAAAGAACGCGCGGAAAUCGAGGAGAUCAAGCGAGCGAAGGAAGAACUGGAGCAGGCUCGGAUGGAGUUGGAGCAAGCUCAACGAGAAGGCAAUUUUGCUCGUGCGAGUGAACUCCGGUACGCUCGUAUUCCUGAGCUUCAGAAAAAGCUUCCGGAGGAACAAGGCGGCGAGUCGACAACCAUCGGUCCAAAGCAGACCUUGAUCCACGAUUCAGUGACUGCUGAUGAUAUUGCAGCGGUUGUGGCUAAGACUACCGGCAUACCAGUCACGAAGCUCAUGUCAGGAGAGAUUGAGAAACUCAUCCAUAUGGAGGAAACCCUUCGCCAGACUGUUCGGGGACAAGACGAGGCUUUGACAGCUGUCGCGAAUGCUGUUCGGAUGCAGCGAGCGGGUCUCAGCGGCGACAAUCGACCUCUUGCGUCCUUCAUGUUCUGUGGGCCAACUGGAGUCGGAAAGGUAAGUCAACGAAUGGGUGGAAAGCACCACUUUCUGUCUGAGACAACUGCUAACCUUUUACCUCUCGCUUUUAGACUGAGCUUUGCAAGAAGUUGGCCUCGUUCUUGUUUUCAACCGAGUCUGCAGUCAUCCGUUUCGACAUGUCAGAGUUCCAGGAAAAGCACACUGUUUCCCGCCUGAUCGGAAGCCCCGCUGGCUACGUCGGAUACGAAGAUGCCGGACAGCUAACUGAGGCGGUCCGCAGGAAACCAUAUGCUGUUCUGCUAUUCGACGAGUUUGAAAAAGCCCAUCGCGACAUCAGCACGCUUCUUCUGCAGGUCCUCGACGAAGGCUUCUUGACCGAUGCUCAAGGCCACAAGGUCGAUUUCCGCAAUACGAUCAUCGUCCUCACAUCAAAUUUAGGCGCAGAGGCAUUGGUGGCGGAUGAGGAUGCUGGAACAGAGAUCUCACCAGAAGUCAAGAAGCAAGUCAUGGACGUUGUUCAAAUGUCCUACCCACCAGAAUUCCUGAACCGUCUUGACGAAAUUAUCAUCUUCAAGCGACUGUCCCGAGAGGCACUCCGGGACAUAGUCGACAUCCGUCUGAAGGAACUACAGGCCAGGCUAGACGAUCGUCGCAUCAAGCUCGACGUGAGCGAUGAUGUUAAAGAGUGGCUUUGCCAGAAAGGAUAUGACCCUCGUUACGGAGCUCGACCACUGAAUCGCUUGAUCUCCAAGGAAGUCGGCAAUAGCUUAGCCGAUAAGAUCAUCCGUGGAAACAUAAAGAGCGGCGACACCGCGAAAGUCGUGCUCCAAGAGGGAGGGGAGCAUCUCGACGUGGUUGUGCAGGAGUAA